AUGGCAGAAAAGGCUCCCCCUAGCUUGAACAGGAAGACAUCAAGAUCAACGCUUUCUCUUCCUCCAGAACCUGUGGACAUUAUCAGGAGCAAAUCGUGCUCCCGGAGAGUUAAGAUCAACGUGGGAGGCCUCAACCACGAAGUCCUGUGGAGAACGCUGGACAGGCUGCCCAGGACCCGCUUGGGCAAGCUCCGAGACUGCAACACACACGAGAGCCUCCUGGAGGUGUGCGAUGACUAUAAUCUAAAUGAGAACGAGUAUUUCUUUGAUCGACAUCCUGGAGCCUUCACGUCUAUUUUAAAUUUCUACCGGACAGGGAAGCUACACAUGAUGGAAGAAAUGUGUGCACUCUCCUUUGGCCAAGAGCUCGAUUACUGGGGGAUUGAUGAGAUCUACUUAGAGUCCUGUUGUCAAGCCAGAUAUCAUCAGAAGAAAGAACAGAUGAAUGAAGAGCUGAGGCGAGAGGCAGAGACCAUGCGUGAGCGUGAGGGAGAAGAGUUUGAUAACACCUGCUGCCCUGAGAAAAGGAAGAAACUUUGGGACUUGCUGGAGAAACCUAACUCAUCAGUGGCUGCAAAGAUCUUGGCCAUCGUGUCUAUCUUGUUUAUUGUACUUUCCACCAUUGCUUUGUCUCUCAACACACUCCCAGAGCUGCAGGAACCAGAUGAAUUUGGUCACCCCAAUGACAACCGCCAGCUAGCACAUGUAGAGGCUGUGUGUAUUGCUUGGUUUACCAUGGAGUACCUUUUACGAUUCCUGUCCUCACCAAAUAAAUGGAAGUUCUUCAAAGGUCCACUGAACGUCAUUGACCUGCUGGCCAUCUUACCAUACUAUGUCACCAUUUUCCUCACAGAAUCCAACAAGAGCGUGCUGCAGUUCCAGAAUGUGAGACGUGUGGUUCAGAUCUUCCGCAUCAUGCGCAUCCUCAGGAUCCUGAAACUGGCCAGGCAUUCAACAGGCCUCCAGUCUCUAGGGUUCACCCUCAGACGGAGUUACAACGAACUGGGCUUGUUGAUACUGUUUCUGGCCAUGGGGAUAAUGAUAUUUUCCAGCUUGGUAUUUUUUGCUGAGAAGGACGAAGAUGCUACCAAAUUCACCAGUAUCCCCGCAUCCUUUUGGUGGGCCACCAUCACCAUGACCACCGUGGGCUAUGGAGACAUCUACCCUAAAACGUUAUUAGGGAAGAUUGUGGGAGGCCUGUGCUGUAUUGCUGGGGUCUUGGUGAUUGCACUUCCUAUUCCAAUCAUUGUAAACAAUUUUUCUGAGUUUUACAAGGAGCAGAAACGCCAGGAGAAAGCAAUUAAGAGGAGAGAGGCUCUUGAGCGAGCCAAAAGGAAUGGAAGCAUCGUGUCUAUGAACUUGAAAGAUGCCUUCGCUCGGAGUAUGGAACUCAUAGACGUAGCUGUGGAGAAGGCCGGGGAGUCCGCCAACACUAAGGACUCGGCCGAUGAUAAUCACCUGUCCCCAAGUCGGUGGAAAUGGGCCAGGAAAGCUCUGUCGGAAACAAGUUCCAACAAGUCUUACGAGAAUAAGUACCAGGAGGUUAGCCAAAAAGACUCCCACGAACAGCUGAAUAACACUUCUUCCUCCAGCCCACAGCAUCUAAGUGCCCAGAAACUGGAGAUGCUGUAUAAUGAAAUCACCAAGACACAGCCUCAUUCCCACCCGAACCCGGACUGCCAAGAACAGCCUGAGAGGCCAUCUGCCUACGAAGAAGAGAUCGAAAUGGAAGAGGUGGUCUGCCCCCAGGAACAGCUGGCCGUGGCGCAGACCGAGGUCAUCGUGGACAUGAAAAGUACCUCCAGCAUUGACAGUUUCACCAGCUGUGCCACCGACUUUACCGAGACGGAGAGAUCGCCCCUGCCACCGCCCUCCGCGUCUCACUUGCAGAUGAAGUUCCCUACUGACUUCCCAGGGACAGAAGAGCACCAAAGAGCCAGGGGUCCCCCAUUUCUAACGCUAAGCAGAGAGAAAGGGCCAGCCGCCAGGGAUGCCAGACUGGACUAUGCCCCAAUUGAUAUAACUGUGAACCUCGAGGCUGGUAGAUCCCAGAGUGGCCCACAUGGUCCUUUGCAAUCUGACAAUGCCACGGACAGUCCGAAGAGCUCGUUGAAAGGGAGCAACCCCUUAAAGUCCAGAUCGCUCAAAGUGAACUUUCAGGAAAAUAGAGGCAGUGCACCCCAGACCCCGCCCAGCACUGCUAGGCCGCUGCCUGUAACAGCGGCAGACUUUUCUCUCGCCACCCCACAGCAUAUCAGCACCAUUCUCUUGGAAGAAGCCCUGCCCCAAACAGAAAGACCCUUGCUGGGCACUGAGGUUUCAGCACCCUGUCAGGGACCUUCCAAAGUGCUGUCUCCUCUGUUUUCCAAACAGAAACUCUUCCCUUUCUCUUCCAGAGAGAGGAGGAGCUUCACUGAAAUCGAUACUGGAGAAGAUGAAGAUUUCUUGGAGCUCCAAGGGACAAGGUCAGAGGCACAGGCAGACUCCAGCCCCAAUUGCUUUGUUGAUAAGCCUCAGGAUGUCAGAGACCCUUUAAGAGAAGAGGGUUGUGUGGGCUCUUCCUCCCCACAGAACACAGGCCACAACUGUAGGCAAGACAUUUGCCAUGCUCUGGGUGAAGUCCAAAAGGACAGUACCCAAGAGGGGUGCAAGAUGGAAAACCACUUGUUCGCCCCAGAAAUUCAUUCCAACCCAGGAGAUACCAGUUACUGUCCCACGCGUGAAACCAGCAUGUGA
Molecule: messenger RNA, 2736 nt
Organism: Dipodomys ordii (Ord's kangaroo rat)
Lineage: Eukaryota; Metazoa; Chordata; Mammalia; Rodentia; Heteromyidae
Gene: Kcnb2
Product: potassium channel, voltage gated Shab related subfamily B, member 2
Exons: 2
Coding region: 1-2736 (911 amino acids)
Biological process (GO): protein homooligomerization; potassium ion transmembrane transport
Cellular component (GO): membrane; voltage-gated potassium channel complex
Molecular function (GO): delayed rectifier potassium channel activity; protein binding
Source: RefSeq, a predicted model, not a curated record